Molecule: messenger RNA, 756 nt
Organism: Symbiodinium pilosum
Lineage: Eukaryota; Dinophyceae; Suessiales; Symbiodiniaceae
Source: the annotation of a GenBank genome assembly
AUGGAAUCAUCUGUGAUAAUGAAUCUUGUCCAACUUCGUGCCCCCAAAGUUCUGGUUGCAACGGUGCUGCUACUUCGCUGGAUGGACAAUCUGGCUUUCACGGACCAGUACGUACUAUUUGAUUUGUUCAGUGGCUGUGGCAAUGUUCACAAAGAAUGGAGUGCAGCAGGCUAUUCUUCGGCAUGCUUUGACAAGCUGUAUGGUCCUGAAAUGGACUUCUUGUCAUGUGCUGGUUUUUCGCUUUCGAUUUAUGCGGCGCUCAAUAUGAUCCCUGAUGGUGUGGCGGUCAUCGGGCCAGAUUGCAGCAGCUGGGGAAUACCAGCUCGCGGGUCGUCAGGAAGAAACUUUAUCAACCCGAAUGGCUACACGCAUCGAGCAUUUGUGAACAGCAAUAACUGUCUGGUGUCUCGGAUGGUAUUGUUAUUGCUGGUCCUGCUGAGCAAGCACUGCUGCUUCAUAGUGGAGCAACCUCACCAGAGCUUGCUAUACAGAUCUGCCCGAUGGGAAUGGUUUUGCAAUAGAGUUGCCCGGGUGUUUGAGGUGGGGUUUUGGAUGCUGCGUCACGGCUCGCCAAGUGCCAAACGGACUAAAUGCUUCAGUACAAUGGCCACCCUCCUACAACUUGACCAUGGCGUACUUUCCAAAGCUGAGCGUGAACAGAAAACGACACUGACCACCGUUCGCAAGCACACGAACAAGCAGGGCAAGACCACUUUUUCUGGUAAGAAAGCUGAGCUCAAACAAUCUGGAACUUGA